AUGAAGUUCACCGCCGCCGCUAUCGUCGCCUUCGCCGCCCUGGCCAGCGCUCAGACGCUCGCCGACAUCCCGUCGUGUGCUAUACCCUGCCUCGACAGCUCCAUCAAGAAGAACACUGAGUGCAGCACCACGGACGUCUCUUGCAUCUGCAAGAGCUUUGACAAGAUCCAGGGUGAUGCCACCACCUGCGUCAUUGACAAGUGCGGCACCGACGCAGCCCUUAACAAGGUCCUCCCUGCGGCUACGGCUCUCUGCAAGAACGGCGGCGGCGGCGGCUCUUCCGCCCCGGCCUCGUCCUCUGCUGCUGCCUCCACUUCCUCGGCCCCGGCCUCGUCCGCCCCUGCCUCGUCCUCUGCUCCGGCGACCCAGAGCGGCAGCGCCUCGGCCACCGGCUCUGCUCCCGCCACCACCCUGAAGCCCACCGGCCCCAGCCAGACGGGCAACGGCACUCAGCCCACCUCGUCUUCCCCCGUCACUGCCGGUGCCGCUGGCUUCGCCCCCGUCGGCGGUCUCGCCAUGCUGGCUCUCGGUGCCCUGGCUCUGUAAGGACCUCAGCUUAUGGUUGUGAAGAAAGGCCGCGCGCCUCCCUAGGCAUUACGAGCAUGAACCCAUGCACGAAGGCUGCGAAGGGGCGUCUCAUCACGUUGGGAAGCGUGGCAGUCUCGUCACAGACGAGAGGCUCGUCUCUGACGUGGUGCUGAUAGACGGCAAUGUUGUGUAUGCGUUUGGAUCGGGUCAGGGACUCACCUCGACAGAGGGAUACAUGGUACUCGAAGACAGAAUAACCACCAGUAUACUGGCUAAUGAUAAUUGC
This is a messenger RNA of Purpureocillium takamizusanense, 814 nucleotides long. RefSeq lists its product as uncharacterized. Bases 1 to 546 code for a protein of 181 amino acids. Lineage: Eukaryota; Fungi; Ascomycota; Sordariomycetes; Hypocreales; Ophiocordycipitaceae. The transcript is spliced from 2 exons. The record is from RefSeq and is a predicted model, not a curated record.